This is a messenger RNA of Drosophila grimshawi, 1783 nucleotides long. RefSeq lists its product as uncharacterized. Gene Ontology annotation, biological process: proteasome-mediated ubiquitin-dependent protein catabolic process; regulation of proteolysis. Lineage: Eukaryota; Metazoa; Arthropoda; Insecta; Diptera; Drosophilidae. The coding region runs from base 437 to 1657 and encodes 406 amino acids. The record is from RefSeq and is a predicted model, not a curated record. The transcript has 2 exons. Gene Ontology annotation, molecular function: ubiquitin protein ligase binding. Gene Ontology annotation, cellular component: nucleus; cytoplasm.
GAAGGUGGCGCGCCGCGUUGAACGGUUCGUAAGUUGGUCUGAUUUCUUUCUCUAUCUCUCGCUCUCUGUCAAUUGCGAUCGCUGCGACAGCAGCUGAUCAAAUCGGUCAAGUUCAGCUCCUUUUGCGGCGCAUAGAAUGCCAAACAGAAUAAAGCUCAACGAAUACGCUUAAAAAAAAAUCAAAAGUAUUUUUUUAGCAUUGUAAAUUCAAUUACAAAUACUCAAGAUCAUUUUGUCACAGUGCCAACAAAUAUUAUAUGCAAAUAAAAGGUGUGAUUUGUGUUCAACGCAAAACAAUUUAAAAAUUCAAAUACAACAACAAUAAAAAAAACGUGCUUAUAUAAGUUCUAAGUAUUUCCAAUUACGAUUCACGAUCGCCAGACAAUAAUUAACAAAACAAAAACAAUCUGCGCAGCAGCUUUACUAAAUCGAAAAGAUGAAUGAAUUGAGUGUUGUUCAUCGAAAGGAGCCGUCGAAUGGGGGCAGCUUGCUGGGCCGGCGAUAUGCGGAGCUGUUGCACGGGGAGAAGCACACGGAUUGUGUGUUCCAUGUGUGCGAGGAGCUGCUCAAGGGACACAAGCUGAUCCUGAGUGCUGCCAGUCCGGUCUUUGAGGCCAUGUUCUACGGCCCACUGCAGCAGCUCGAACCGGAACCGGAAAUUGAAAUACCCGAUAUAAGUGCACCAAUCUUUAAGGUGCUGCUGGAAUCGAUAUACACGGGCUGUGUGGACUACGAGUGUAUGCAGCUGGAGGCGUGCAUUGAGCUCUACUAUGCCGCCGAGAAGUAUCUGCUGGAUCAGCUCAUCACGGAUUCUUUGGCAGCCAUCAGACGCAAAUUGCGCUUCUCCAAUGUGCUGCCGGCGCUGGAGCUGAGCGUUUGCAUGGGCCUGGACCGUCUGCAGGAGGUGUGCAUGUCCUUCUUUAUGCGCUGCUGUGUGAACAAUGUGCAGUACAUGAGCUACCUGAAGGAGCACUAUGUGCACGUCUCCAAGGAGUGCGUCAAAUCGAUCAUUGCCGCCAGCAAGGAGCCGCACAAGCUGCUCCUCUGGUAUGUCUGCGAGUGGACACAGCAGGAGUGCGAUGAUGUUGGUGCACUCGGCGACGCAGCAUCCACCUGGCAGGUGGAGCCAUGCCAGGACGAUAUGCCAAGGGAUCAUCCAGCGCCCGCCAAUCUCGUCGAGCGUUGCUAUUAUAAGGCUUGUCGCCCGUUCACAGUGGACGCCGAGUCCCGUACGUGGCGCGUGGGUUUGCGUUGCUCCCGUUUCAUCUCUGUGCUGGGUCUGGUGCUGAACAGUCGCUUGGCGCCGCCGCAGCUGCACACUGCCCACCAUUCGCAGGAGUACCGCGAAUCGCUGCGUCUCGAGCUGUAUGCCGACGAUGGCAGCCGGGAGCCGGGUGAGCCUGUGUGGACGCACUGCAUUCAGGGCCAGACAACGAAAUACAAUUGUGAUCUACAUCUGAGCUGGAGCCGUGACUCCGCCUGCGUCCUAACGCCCGAGGUGCCCUAUCUCCUCCAGUUGCGCUGGGAGAGCAGCUCCUUCGGCGCCGAAUAUCCUUGCAGCCUCCAAUCUUGCCUCGUCGACGGCAUCCGGUUCAUCGAUGGCGACAAUUUCAGCGGCAGCCUCGUCAAGGGACUGCGCUACGUGAACCUAGUUUAGUUUCAGCUUAAUUUACUUUAGUUUACUUAAAUGCAUUAUUUUAAGAUUUAAUUUGUAAUUCGUAUUUAUUGCCUUAAGUUAAUGUACGACGCUCGUUCGAGAGUUCAAUAAACUCAAUAAACAAUA